CCCGCACCGGCAGCUCCCCGGGGCGUAGCCGCAGCCCCGUUUCCUCCCCACCGCGGCGGGAGCAGGGGGUCGCUCUCUGUCUGCCCGGAUCUGCACAUCCUUGCUGACGCCGAUCGGGAUCGAUCGGCUGCGACGGCACGGAGCCGGGCAGCCCCCGGACCUGCUGCCUGGCGUCCCGGGGCCGGCUCUCCCUGCCAGCCAUGCCGGGCGGGCACGGGCCUGGCACGGAACUUGGCCGAGGCUUGUGCUUGGGGGGGGUUUCCCGGCGGCUGCAGGCGUUCGGAUUCUCCAUGGGGCCCCCGUGAGACCCGGCCGGCUGCCUCCACCCCGGAGCUGUGCGGGCCGGGCCGGCCCCGGCCCUUCUCGCCUCUCUCCGGCAUGGAUCUCCUGCAGAAGAGCAAAUACAGCCACCUGCGGAACGAGUCCGUCUCCUCCCUGGAGGAGGUGGUGGGGGGCCUGGGGGUCCCGGCCUCCCCGGUGGAGUCCCUCGCAGGCACCCAGUCUCUGCCUGGCUCCCUGUCCUCCUCCUCCCUCGGCCCCGCGGCGCCUCUCGGGGAGCUCUCCCCCGAGUCGGAGGACAGCCCCACCACCCUCUGCUCCUUCUUCCCCAAAAUGGCCAACCUGAAGCUCUCGAACCCCGCCAACCUGCUCAGCCUGCGGGGCUCCUCGGCUGGCGGCAGCCCGGGGGACCCCGGCCCUGCUGGGACGGUGGCAUCAGCGCCGGGGGGAGCUGCCGGCUCCGAUUCAGCAGGACCUGUCACUGUCUGUUCCCAGGAUAUGAACAAGGGAGGGAAGAAGACGCGGGUGGAAGGUGGCCAGCUGGGGGGUGACGAAUGGACCCGCCACGGCAGCUUCGUCAAUAAGCCCACCCGUGGCUGGCUGCACCCCGAUGACAAGGUCAUGGGCCCCGGGGUCUCCUACCACGUCCGGUACAUGGGCUGCGUGGAGGUCCUCCAGUCCAUGAGGGCUUUGGAUUUCAACACCAGGACCCAGGUCACCAGGGAGGCCAUUGGGCUGGUGUGCGAGGCCGUGCCCGGUGCCAAGGGAGCCGUGCGGAGGAGGAAGCCCUGCGGCCGCUCCCUGAACUCCAUCCUGGGCAAGAGCAACCUGAAGUUCGCCGGCAUGCCCAUCACCCUGACCAUCUCCACCAGCAGCCUCAACCUCAUGGCUUCUGACUGCAAGCAGAUCAUUGCCAACCACCACAUGCAGUCCAUCUCCUUCGCUUCCGGAGGAGACCCGGACACAGCCGAGUACGUCGCUUACGUUGCCAAAGACCCCGUCAAUCAGAGAGCCUGCCAUAUCCUGGAGUGCCCCGAGGGCUUGGCGCAGGACGUGAUCAGCACCAUCGGGCAGGCCUUCGAGCUGCGGUUCAAGCAGUACCUGAAGAACCCCCCCAAGCUGGUGACACCCCACGACAGGAUGGCGGGCUUUGAUGGCUCUGCCUGGGAUGAGGAAGAGGAGGAACCGGCCCCGGAUCACCAGUACUACAACGACUUCCCCGGCAAGGAGCCUCCCAUCGGGGGGGUUGUGGACAUGCGGCUGCGGGAUGGGGCUGCUCAGACCCCCAGUCACUUGGGGGCCACACUGCCCGUCGGCCAGACGUCUGGCGGGGACUACGACCCUCGGAAGCAGCACGCUCCUGCCCAAGCAGGGAGAGAGAAAUACCCGGCUCCGGCAGGCGCCUCCGGCCGCACGGACCUGUUCGAUGACCCGUCAUACGUCAACGUGCAGAACAUGGACAAGACACGCCAAGCCUCGGCCGCUGCCGCCCCUGCGACAGCCAACGGCAGCACCCAGAGAGACCUCUUCGACAUGAAACCCUUCGAAGAUGCCCUGCGUGUCCCCCCGUCUGUGCCCGUGGGGCUGCCCCCCGCCCAGGUGGUGGCCUCCAUGGAGGAGCAGCUGCGACGGGAGCCCUGGUACCACGGGAAGAUGAACCGCAAGGAGGCCGAGAAGCUGCUGAAGGUGAACGGAGACUUCUUGGUGCGGGAGAGCACCACCACCCCGGGCCAGUACGUGCUGACCGGCUUGCAGGGCGGGCAGCCCAAGCAUCUGCUCCUCGUCGACCCCGAGGGAGUGGUGCGGACGAAAGACCACCGCUUCGAGAGCGUCAGCCACCUCAUCAGCUACCACAUGGACAAUCACCUGCCCAUCAUCUCGGCCGGCAGCGAGAUGUGCCUGCAGCAGCCGGUGGAGAGGAGACUGUGAGCGCCCCAGGGGCCCCCCCGGCCCCGCUCCCUGCCCCAGGGAGCCCUCAGACUCUCAGCCGGCUGCUCUGCCCGGGACUGAGCGUGGACUUGGCUGGGGUCCGUCCCCUUCUGCCCCAAGGAGCUGGUGGCAGCUGAGGGGGGGCUGCCUGCGGGGCGGGGGGGGCUGCUCUUGCCAAAGUCCCCCUGUCACCCCCCUGGCUCCAGCCUUUGCACAGCAGCUCUACCAAAGCCUGGUGUGGGCAGGGGCUGCCAGAGCCGAGCCCCCCCGCCCCCGAGCGUGGUGGUGGUGGUGGUGGGGGGAAUGGACAGACGGACACCCCGGCCUUGUCCCCUGCCCACUGGCCCCCGUGGGGGGCCGCAGGGGGCCGCGCUCCCCUGAGCGCCCGCUGUACCGAUCACUUGACGUGUUACUCUGUGCCUUACCCCGCGGGUCCCGCGCUCCUAUGCAAUGCCGGGGGGGCCGGGGCAGACCCCCGCCCCCCCGCCCCGAAAGCCCCCCGCACCCCCAUCCCCGGCCGUGCCCUCUCCCGGGACGUGCUGCUCCUCUGCACCCCCUCCCUACCCCCCCCCCACCGGGGUUCGGCGGGGCCCGGCCGGCUCCGGUAGCCCCGGGGCGGGGGGGCGGCGGGAGGGUCCCCCCCGCAUGCACGGUGUAUUUCCCCCCCCCCACCCCGAGCCAAAGCGCAGCCCCGGCUCCCCGCCCGCCCCCCGGGGCCCUGCGAUACCAAAGGAACCGGCGGUUAGUAUUAAAGUUGGUAUUUCUCUA
Molecule: messenger RNA, 2976 nt
Organism: Chroicocephalus ridibundus (black-headed gull)
Lineage: Eukaryota; Metazoa; Chordata; Aves; Charadriiformes; Laridae
Gene: SHC1
Product: SHC adaptor protein 1
Exons: 12
Coding region: 379-2208 (609 amino acids)
Biological process (GO): intracellular signal transduction; epidermal growth factor receptor signaling pathway; insulin receptor signaling pathway
Cellular component (GO): plasma membrane
Molecular function (GO): receptor tyrosine kinase binding
Source: RefSeq, a predicted model, not a curated record